CUGCCACCGUGACUACCACCACCACCAUGACACAAUGCAAAGCUUUGACCACGCCAGACACAAUGUGGAACUUUUGUCCCUCAAGCGGCGCUGCAUACCUGUUUACCGUGCUGUUUGCUCUGACGACUCUUGCCCAUAUCUCGCAGGCCAUCCUGUAUCGCAAAUUCUACUGCUGGGUAAUCGCCAUGUCCGGAACCAUCCAGACGGUGACUUAUAUCUUCCGCGUGCUGAGUAUUGCCAACCCGGCCAGCUAUGAGGACUAUGCCGCAUGGUUUGUGCUGAUACUUAUCGCACCGCUGUGGACAAACGCCUUCGUCUACAUGGUGAUGGGCCGGAUGGUGUGGAACUUUACCGACGACGCGCGAGUCCUGCGUGUACGGCCCUGGCAUUUCGGCUUCUUCUUCGUAGUUCUUGACAUUAUGCAUGGCUUCCAGCUCUUUGUCUAUGGUGCAGCACAGGCAGCCGGCAACAACGUCUCCUACGAUACCGAGAUGACAGGCCUGCACAUCUACAUGGCCGGUGUAGGCGUGCAGCAGCUCUUCGUUCUGAUGUUCGUGGUCUGUGCCGUUGCCUUCCACCGCAAGAUUCUCCUACAAGAGCGACCGGACGCGAAAAAAGCUUUGCUGCUGCUCUAUGUGCUCUACGCAUGUCUUGCCCUGAUUACAAUGCGAAUCAUCUUUCGUCUUUGUGAGUAUGCGCAGGGCCUCAAAAGCACGAUCCCGUCCCAUGAGGCCUACCAGUACUGCCUCGACUCGGUGCCCAUGCUGCUGGCGCUCGUGCUGCUCAACGCCGUGCACCCGGGUCGACUCAUGCCGGGACCGAACAGCGACCUACCGAGCCGAAAGCAGCGUAAGAAGAUGGGUUUGGAUACCAAGGCCAAGGCGAUAGGGAACGAUAUGAUGCUACAGGAGCGAGAUGAUGUUUGA
Messenger RNA from Aspergillus homomorphus CBS 101889, 926 nucleotides. Its product is annotated as RTA1 domain-containing protein. Gene Ontology annotation, cellular component: membrane. The transcript is spliced from 5 exons. The coding region runs from base 27 to 926 and encodes 299 amino acids. NCBI's taxonomy places the organism in Eukaryota, Fungi, Ascomycota, Eurotiomycetes, Eurotiales, Aspergillaceae. The record is from RefSeq and is a predicted model, not a curated record.